Molecule: messenger RNA, 3233 nt
Organism: Rotaria sordida
Lineage: Eukaryota; Metazoa; Rotifera; Eurotatoria; Philodinida; Philodinidae
Source: the annotation of a GenBank genome assembly
CUGGACUUAUAUCAACAAUUGUUUUAUGUAAGCCUUUUAUUACUUUCUUUUUAUGUUACAAAAAUCUUUUUUUUUCGGUACUGAUUUAGUUAUUGAAGGAUUUGUCUUAAGUAUACUUGUUCAUCAUAUUAAACUUUAAUUGAUAUCAAUAAAUUCUAUAUAAAUGGAUCCAAGACACUGGAAUUGUUCACAAGUAAUCCAAUGGUUGUCUUCUUUUAAUAGAAACCAACAUGUUCUCGAUGUUUUUUGCAGUGAGUAAUAUUUUUAUGUCAUCAAAAAAUUGUUAUUUGUGUCAGUUGUGCAUUGACAGCAAAUCUUAUCGUACAUUCCGAAAAUUAUUUCAGCAUGUACAAUAUGCUCAUAAUGGAGAACAUAACUUUAGAAUUCGAUGUGAGUUAGGACCGUUAUGUGGAACAAGUUACUCCACAUUUGCAGCUUAUAAAAGUCAUAUUUAUAGAGAACAUGUAGAUCUUCUUAAUGAUAGCUCAUGUAAAGAAGAAAUGCAACUUGACAAGAAUGCUGAUAAUGGUGAAACAUUAGCUUCAACAUACUGUGAAAAUCAGUUGGAUUUUGAUAUUGACAUGAAUGAUAUGGAAGAUGAACAAGAUAAUAUAGUAGAAGAAACAUCUAUUGAAGAUGUGAUAUGUUGGCCAACGCUUAAAGAGAAAAUACCUUCAUUAUCAGGAAAUAAGAAAGAUUUAGAUUCUUUCGAAAAUAUUAUUUUACAAGGUGUUGUUGAUGUAAGUCCAUUUUCAAAAUUGAUCGGUUUCCAUGCUACAACAUCACUGCCGAAUGAUCUUAUGCACGAUUUCAAUGAGGGCCUUUGUAGUCAAAUAUUAUUAGCGAUGAUAAAGGAAGCAUCAACCAAACGUAUUCUUUCUUAUGGGGAUGUUGAAGAUAGAUUGAUGUCAUUUGAGUAUGGUCUUAAUGAUAAGUCAAACAAACCACCGAUUUUACGAAAGAAACAUUUAAACAAAGGAAAGAUUGUAGAUACCAAAGAAAUUUACAUCUGUUUACGUGAAAUUAUUAGUCAUUUAUAUGCUUCUCCUUUUCGAAAAUCUUGGUUGCCAUAUUUACAUUCUUUAACUGUUCGUUUUCAAAGUUUAAUGGUUCAUUUACUUCCUAAUCUUGUAAUAUCUAAAGUACAUUUGAUCACACAUUAUGCAAAACAAGUCGAAAUGUACGGUCCACCUAUUCGACAUUGGUGUAUGCGUUUUGAAUCCAAACAUCAAAUCUUCAAACAACUUGCUGUUAAGUCCAACAACUUCAAAAAUAUCUUGUAUACACUAUCAAAACGUCAUCAACUUCGACAAUGCCUAUUGUUAUCAUUAUCGAAUUAUUACAAAAUGAUUAAUGAAGGUUAUUCGUCAACAGAAAGAAAUUUAUAUGCAUUACCAGCUGAUGUUCGAGAAGAUAUAGAUGGUGAAACACUUUUCAAUUUACCAGAAUCAAUAAUGUACGAAAUAAUAAAACCAAUUAAAGAACGUAUACGUUUUCUGGCAGAACAUCGUGCUCUUUUUCAUAACAAGUUUCAGGAUACUUCUGAUCAAAUAACAUCGAAGAAAUAUACUGACAAUCUACCUGUUAUUAGUUCUCAACAAGUGAUUGAACAACCUGAUGCAAAUCAAUUCACGUCAAUGUCAACGAUUACAUUUUCCAAUAAUGAUCGAAAUAAUUCUUCUACAUUUGAUUCUUCAACUGAUUCUGAAGUUGUGAAUAAAGAAACAAUGAUUUCAUUACAACAAGACAAUGACAAAGAAAAUUAUGAAGAUGAAGAACAACCACAUUUUCCAAUUAGAUAUCAUAUAUUUGAUUUACCACCAAAAAUUCAACAAAUUAUUGACAAAGGCGAUAUAAAUGGUUUUCGUGGUCAUACAAACGCUCGUCGAUUAUUACUUGAUGCUAUUUUCAUGGAUGUUACAACAAAAUAUUCUCUGUUCUAUCCUGAUACACAUGAGUACAGAUCAAUGGGUAUAGCAAUACUAGAAAAAUUAAAUAUUAAGAAUGAUAAUGAAGCAUUGAACGAUUGGAUUGAGAGCCUUAAGAAUAAAUUUAAACGUGAACGUCGUCCACUGCAACAAAUAUCCGAAGAAGUUCUGAAGAUGAAACUGAAAUUUGGUAAUCGAGGUGGUCGUCCGGUCAAACAAACUGAUAAUGUAAUCGCUGCUCGUCGUGAAGCUCAUGUUGAGUUUUGGAAUAAAGUAGAUGUUAAUGAUGAUCCUCAAGAAAUCGAUGAACAUAUUCAAUUUAUGAAGAACGAAUUAGCAAAAGAAAGCUUCAAUUUGGAUAGUGUCAGAAACUCGUGGAAGAAAACAUUGGUCGACAGAAGAUUGUACGUUCAAAAUCACACGACUAAAGAAGUUCUUCAAGAAUAUCCUGGUUAUAAUCUUCCAACCGUACGUUUGAUUAAAGUUUUGUCCAAAUACUUUACUGAUUCGUGGCAAUAUGUCUUGACUUACAAGGAACCAUUAUCUCCUCGUCCAACAAUACAAGUGACAACAGAUAAGUUCUUGAUAUAUUUGGAUUAUAAUGUUAUUACUGAAACAGCAUCAAUCGAUCAAGCUUUAUGUAUUAUUAUCUCGUUAUAUGUUAUAUUUGAAUUGCAAUUUGGUACUCACAAUCGAAUUAUACAUUUAUUAUAUGGAAUAUUGUUACAAGAUCCAGCAACAUUAACAAAACAAUUACGAUUUACGUUAAAACAAUGGAACUUCGAAAUUGAUAAAAAGGAACGUAAACAAAAAACUCAACUGGUAAACCAUACAUCUACCAAUAAUAACACACCUGCACCUUCGAUCAACAAUUUACAACACCGCGGAGAAAAUGAACCUGAUUAUUUAUCUGAUGAAGAACCACCAGAAGAUUUUAUUGAAAGAACAUACAAAUUAGAUCCAUUAAUUGAAGUAAAAAAACAAUUGUCCAAAUAUGCAGUCGGCAAUGAUGUUGAAAAUCCGACGAUGACAACAACGAUUGAUGCUAAUGUAGAUCAUACAAGCAAUAAUUCAAAAAAAACAUCACAAUCAUUCUCAUCAUCUACUGCAACAACUGAUUCUCAAUCACUGAUACAUUCUUCUUCAUUAAAACAAAGACAUGUUGAAACAUCAAUUUCAGUCCUUUCAGACGAAAACAGGUUAUAUUCAGUCAAAAUGGAACAUGCAAUGAUAAAAAGCCAAAAAGAACUGCCACCAACGAAACCACCAAUUCAUAUUGCUUCAUCAAAAAAAACGCCGACCUAA